GUUAGCAGUUGAUGUGAAGCUGUCAUAGAUCAAAGGAUAUCUGUUGGAAGAAAUGCCUUCUGUGUGAUUAAGGCUGAUUUUGUUUUUACUUUUUUUAUAUCGACGUUAAUUUGACCUGUUUAAUGUUAAUUGAAUUGAAUUGGCUCGCGAGCAGAACCGGCGCUGAAGUGUUUACAUUGAAUCAGACGCGUGACGCGCCGUGUCAAUCAAAUGUUGCUACAAUGUUGCGCUUCGUCACUAUUGUAAAUACAUUGCAAUAGGGAUUCAAUUGACAUAAUUGAUCAUUUAUUAAUAAAGACCGCUCAUCUGGAAUAUCAGCAGGAGGCAUUGUGACAGUCUGUUUCGCAAUAUGCAGCUACACUGAUUUGGUGAUAUAUUGUUUUUGUUUGCAUCAAAAAACUGUUGGAUUGCAUGCACAAUUUUUGUGUGUUUUUUUUUAAAUACCACCAUGCUGCGAUGGAUUCUGGGCGGUCGGGAGGCACAAGGGACAGUAGAGAAGAGCGCGGCGCUGUUCAUUGGGGAGGAACAGCCCAAAAACGGUUUCACGGAGAUGCAGGUGCUGAAAGGACACUUUGACAUUGUUCGAUUUCUGGUGCAGAUUGAUGACUUAAGGUUUGCAUCGGCAGGUGAUGACGGCUCGGUACUCAUUUGGAAUGUUGAGACAGGUGAUUGUUUGUUGGAGUUGCGUGGUCAUACGCAGCAGAUCACUGCGAUGACGUCAUACACCCUCAUCAAAGGCGGAAACGCACACACUGCAAUUAUUACUGCGUCAUCAGACCGCACACUCAGUUUAUGGGAUCCAGACACAGGAAACAGAGUUCAGAAUGUGUCUGAUCUACAAUCCUCUGUGAAGUGUUUGCUGGUGUUGGAUCGUUUGAACCUGUUGCUCUCAGGUGGAAAUGAAAUGUGUGUUUGGAAUAGAGACUUUGAGCUGCAGUGUAAAACUGUUCAUCACAGCGAUGCAGGUAUUUCGGCCAUGGUGGAAUUACCGAAGAACUUCAUUGCAGCUGCCAUGGAUAAAGAGAUUGUGAUAUUUAAGUUGAAUGUAUCUGGGUCAGAUAUUACUGUUAUGGCCAUACGACAUCUAGCUGACCAUCAGGACACCAUCCGUUCUCUCAUCAACAUUAAUGAUAAGUUAUUUGCGAGUGGCUCUUAUAUCGGUGAGCUCAUCCUCUGGGAUUCAGUGGAUUGGACGAUCCAGGCUUAUGAGCUCAUUCUGUGGGAGGAGCCAGCGAGAGAUGGCCAAUCAGAGGUCAGCCUGACUCACCAGAAACAGAUUGAGAGGUCCAUUCAACACAUGAGCUCAGAUGGAGAGAUAAUUGUGGCAGCUGUUGGCAGUGGUCUGUAUGUUUAUAAUGUGCCAAUGAAGAGUGUAGUGGCAUACAGGAAGAUCGCUCAUGAUUCUGAUAUCUUGCACACCAUGCUGCAGGAAGAUGGGCAUUUAAUGUCAUGCUCUGAGGAUGGGAGUGUGAGGAUGUGGGAGUUGCAGGACCUCCCUUUACCUGCUGAACCCGCCUCCUCAGGGUUUUUUGGGAUGUUUGGCACCUUUGGCAAGUCUAGUAAACAGAGUGGCCCUCCUGCCAAGAAACUCCCAGUGGUCCCUAGUCUGCGCUCGCUGGAACUGACGGGUGAUCUGAUUGGUCACUCUGGAGCUGUGCAGAUGUUUCUGAGUUUCAAGGAGAAGGGUCUGGUCACCUGCUCCACAGAUCACCUGGUCAUCGUGUGGAAAGACGGAGAGUUGCAGUCGCAGCUGCGCAGUCUCGCCCUCUUCCAGAAGCUCGAGGACAAUCAGGGACUUUGAAAAUUCAUUCCCAGGCCUGGGAUCAUUUUCUGUGUCCUAAAAGCAUAAUUUAAGGCAUGCAAGUACAGUUUAACCAUUGAACACUUUUCUUUGCCAUACUGACUCUUUGCAAAUCCUGACAUUGUUUUAAAUUCAGUCAUAAUGUGCUUUAAAACAUUUAUAAUGCUUAUAAUUGUUUUAUGACUGGCUGUUAAAUCAGUGUCUUAUUGUAAUUUUUUUUAAAUCUGUUAAUUUGUGUAUAUACAAGGUGAUUUACGUGGAAUGGGAAUAUUUUGAUGUGUUGUUUAUCUUUAAAUCAGAAUGUUUUAUUGCACAUAUAAAUUGAAUACCUCUUGAAUGUAUGCUUGUUUAUACUUUUGUAGCACUUUAUAAUAAAUUACUGUAUUUUAAUAUUAGGCAAUGCAUUAAGAUGUCAUGUAUUAACAAUGAACUGAAUUUUUACAGCAUUAAUCUUGGUUAAUGUUUAUUUAGAAAUAUACUAUUGUUCUUUUUUUAAUCUUAAUUCAUUAACAUAUACAACUUUUAAUGUAAAAAACGUGUUCGUGUAUGUGAAGUAAAUAUAAUGCAACAUUAAUAAAUGCAGUGCAAUUAUUGUUCAUUAUUAGUUUGUCAACGUAUACAAUUUUGUUUUAAAGCAUUACAUUUUCUAUUAGCAAAACUGCAGUUGAUUUAUGCUUGGUGUGUACAUGUAAAUUCAGAUCAAAAAUACUUUAUUGCAAAAAUGUUUUGUGUAUCUCACAAACAAUGGUUUCAAAGUUGGAGUGGCAUCUCCAAACAACAGUGGAUGGAGAGACAAAACGAACAUCAGUACAGCACAUUUUAUCCAACAUAGAAACUUUUGUACAACUGACAAUAAAAUAAAGUAUUCGAAAGACAAAACCAAACUGUAGAAUGGUGUGAUAAUUUCUUUCUCUCAGUGAAGUUUAAUUAAAAAUAGUUUAUAUACAUUAGUGCAGGGGAUAAUGCUGUAUUGUGCAUUCCCCAUAACUACAAUUCAAAAAUACAGUAAUUGGCACAGAAUCUGCAUCCAUCCAUUAAUGCAGUUUACACUCGUUAAUCAAACCUGUCCAUGUCUAACUCUAUUCUCAGAGCAUGACCCGUCCCUAAUUAUGAUGUCAUUGUGAGGUCAAAAUGGCAUGCAAGCAGGAGAGCCCUUAGAUAGUGAGGGGAGAAUAAUGAAUCUGAAAAUAAUAACCAACACAACAUUCAAAUAUGACCAGGGACUGUUAUACCUCUAUUAUGAAACAAAACAUCUCUCUCUCUACAGUAUACAUAUACUGUGUGUGUGUGCAUGUAUAUAUACACUAGCGGCCAAAAGUUUGGAAUAAUAUACAGAUUUUGCUCUUAUGGAAAGAAAUUGGUACUUUUAUUCACCAAAGUGGCAUUCAACUGAUCACAAAGUAUAGUCAGGACAUUAAUAACGUGAAAAAUUACUUUAACAAUUUGAUUUUUUUUUUUUUUCAGAACUGCUUAAAUUACUUGUUUUCAUCAAACAAUCCUGACAGCUUUGCAGAUCCUUGUCAGGCACUUCUCACGCACCUUACAGUCUAGCUGAUCCCACAAAAGCUCAAUGGGGUUAAGAUCCAUAACACUCUUUUCCAAUUAUCUGUUGUCCAAUGUCUGUUUCUUUGCCCAAUCUAACCUUUUCCUUUUGAUUUUCAGUUUCAAAAGUGGCUUUUUCUUUGCAAUUCUUCCCAUAAGCCCUGCACCCCUGAGUCUUCUCUUUACUGUUGUACAUGAAACUGGUGUUGAGCGGGUAGAAUUCAAUGAAGCUGUCAGCGGAGGACAUGUGAGGCGUCUAUUUCUCAAACUAGAGACUCUGACGUACUUAUCCUCUUGUUUAGUUGUACAUCUGGUCUUCCACAUUUCUUUCUGUCCUUGUUAGAGACAGUUGUGCUUUGUCUUUAAAGACUGUAGUGUACAACUUUAUAUGAAAUCUGCAGUUCUUUGGCAAUUUCAAGCAUUGUAUCGCCUUCAUUCCUCAAAACAAUGAUUGACUGACGAGUUUCUAGAGAAAACCGUUUCUUUUUUGCCAUUUUUGACCUAAUAUUGACCUUAAGACAUGCCAGUCUAUUGCACACUGUACAACUCAUAAAUGAACACAAAGACAAUGUUGGCAAGUGAUUUUCUAGCACCAAAUUAGCAAUUUAGGAUGAUUACUCAAGGAUAAGGUGUUGGAGUGAUGUCUAGAUUUGAUCAAAAAUAACGUUUUUGAAAUAGUGAUGGUGCUGUGUUUACAUCAGUAAUGUCCUGACUAUACAUUAGUAUAUAUAUACACACACAAAAAUACUUUUGGUUAUUGCAAAAUGAUAGUUUUGCAUUUUAACACAAAAUGGCCUGUGCAAGGAAAUCUGAGAAACAUCUUCCUCCUGAAGAGAUGGUUUUGGCUGUACUGACUGUGAUAAUGGAAGAAAACAAGCACAUGUACUUCCCAUUAUCCUGAGAAUUCAUGUGUUGCACAGGACAGAAGACAAUAUACUUUCAGUAUACUUUAAUUUUAAGAGGAAAGUGGUUAAUUUAGGAAGUUUUUGUGCUAUUUCCAUCUUCCUGGUUUAAAAUCAACAUCGAGUCAAUGUCACACAUUGUGAUAUUUCCCUGCAUCGUAGCGUCAUCAGUGUCUUAUAAUUAUUAAUGAGACUGCGUGACCUUAUCCUAUGAGAAUGCGUUGUCUCAUGAUUAUUCAUUAAACCAGGUGACCUCCACCGGGAUUGCUUGCAGAACUCUCAAGCUCCUCAGUUGAGAGUCAUCGCUUUAACUUUAAUAUCACAAUGGAACUUUGGAAUCAAAGAAUGAAACUACAAUGGUCGCCAUGACAACACAUUUCAUACACCUGAGCCAGAAUGUAACGUCCCUAAGCAAUGCUCUGUGUAAAGUGAAUGACAAGUUUAGCCCGUUGUGUGUUGAUAAAAGCAAUUAAGGCAGGUCCCUGAAUACAGUCUCUAGAAUCGCUCCAUAUUUAUAUUCAUAUCUGAAAAAUAGUCCAUAUAAAUUCAUUGUUAAACAUCUGAACUUAUAAAGAGAUUCAUUUUGUUCAUAUUUUCUUCUAAAUUACUUAUAAACCGGUGUCUGACAGUAUGAAACAGUUUGCUCUGGGGCAGGACAAUGCAGGCCUACAGUAGCUUUUUUAACACUUAACCGAGAAAGACAGGAAGAGAGAGGACGAAAAUGAGGCGGACAGGAAAAGAGGGAAAUAGAUGCAUCAUCUUAUGACAUACACUUCCAUUAUAAGUUCUACGUAGAAUGUUCUAUGUCUUACCUCUCUUGGCUCUAAACCCAGAACCAGAGCCCAAAACCAAACGGAUCACAUCAAGACUCGUCUGUCUGAGCUGUAGACCACAAACCCUCUAAAAACUACUACUAAUAAUAUUAAUAAAAAAAGCAGAUUGGCAGUCAAAGAUGAAUUUGUUAAUUGUGAAAUCUCAGGCCUAACAGAGACUAUAAGACACAAAAAACAAACUUGAAAUCUCUUAUAGCCAUUUUCCACCAAAUGGCGAUGGUUCACAUGCCGAGCCUGUGCUCUGCUGGUUCACGGCCAGGAGGAAAUCUGGAGCUUUUCGUAAGCUGGCUGUGCUUUUCCACUGACCUCAGAACCGAAUGAUGACGUAAGGGGUUACGUGACUACUUUACCUGCCCAUAAACAAACAUGGCGCGCCACAACAGUGUUUGUGUCCAGCUUUUACUCUUGUUUUUGAGUAAUGCAAUCCAUCGAUAUUACAUUGCUUAACAAAAUUGACAGAGAUGACAUCUACCCAAAAAUAACAAGUAAUGUAUUAACAUUAAAUUGUAUGAACUAUGGCUUAACUUGCUAAAUUCUGUAAACUGUAACAGUGGAAUUGAAUCAUUAUUAACAGUGGUGUAGCAGAUGGUUUUAUUUGGAGUUUUGCCAUAGCAUAUAAUAUUAUGUUUAUAGCUUGAUAGAGAAUCCCUACAUUUACUUAAUAGAUAGCUGCGAUCUUCUGAAUUUAGUGAGUAGCUGGUCAAAAAUCCCUUUAUUGAACAAAACAAUGCACAAAAUAAAGGCGGGUGCACACAGUACGAUUUAUAAUAGUCUUUACGAUUGUUGCUUGUCAGACUGUACGAUAUGAACGCAUUGAUGUCGCCAUGGCUAAAUGUGCAAUGUUAUGACUGCACGAUAUACAUCAUAGCCGACUGUGGUCCCAAUUGUCCCGAUCAGUGAACGUGACUCACAUUAUGGGAGUGUUGCGGAAUAGAAGUGAAACUGAGAAAUUUGCCCACCACAGAGGAGCAUUUCCCCCCCCCACAAUUUGUUUAUGAUUUGGUAUGAUAUGAAGGCAUGCAUCAUUGCAUGUUGGAUCUUUUCCCCCUUUGCGAUCUCUAUAUUCAUCUCGGAUCUCCAUGAAGACCAUACCGCAAGUAGAGUGCUCGUUUCAUCUGCGUUACCUGAACGCUUUUGAUGUCUGAAAAUUAUGUGGGGAUCUUUGUGUUUUUUGAGUGAAGUACUCUUUGCUGCAGAUGGUAGCUACUGUUGUUGUUUGGGAACAUUUUGGUGAUGAAACAUCCCAUCCACCAACCCCUCAAAUAAUCGGUUCAUGCGUGGAGACCAGCAAGCUUUUGCGGAUGGCAUCAAACCAGGUUUUCGGCCCCGGAAUGGCCUUUUCUGUGGUGGAAACGAACUGAACAGUUCAGGAAUUCGCACUGGCCCAGGAACCCGAACCAUGUCAGUGGAAAAGGGAUAUUUAAGAUCUCAAUUGUUUCUCCAAGACAGCAAUGAGAUUUAAUUAAGAACAUUUUGAGACUUUUGGUUAAGUUUCCUGCAUCUCAGACAAAACAAAACCCAUUUAUCUCAUGCACUGCCUCUAGAUUUUAAGAAGAGAUCUCACCAAAUGUCUCAAACUGUGCUCGGAUAAGCCAAGAUACCAAGGUCUGCUCUAAAAUUCAAUUGAACUCAAAUAAUUCUCAUCAAAUUCUUCCAAGAUGAAAAAAAACAAUAACAAAUCUGAGCAAAGUAAUCCACAUCAAUGUUAUAGCUCUAUAGUCUUACUGUAAGGCAACAAUUGACUCAUUUGUUUAAGAAAUUUGAGGAGAAACAUCAAAAAGACAAAGUUGACACUUAAAGGGUUAUAUCACCCAAAAAUGAAAAUUCAGUCAUUGUUUACUCACCCCUGUGUUGUUAUAACCCCACAUUACUUUUUAUUUUUCUUAACACAAAGGGACACAUUGCGAAAACAUUUUGUGCUCAGUGAUGUCAUACAAUGGCAGUAUAUGGUGACCACAUCUUCAAGCUUCAAAAGGAUGCAAAAGUAUAAUUCAGACGUCUAAUAAAUUAUUCCACGAGACUCAUGAUUGUUAUGAAAGGAAACAAUAAGGUUUAGUGAGGAACAAUCCAAAAUCGAAUGUUUAAUUUACUGAAACUGUUGACUGACCCUUGAUCAUGAGACUGCAGGAGACCAACAGUUCAUGCAGCCCCCUCGCGACAUGGGGUGUUCAAGCAAAAACUUGUUUUGUUGAUCUAAAAUCAGGACUACAACAGCGAUACUAACAACAGAACACAACACAGCUGCACACAAAAAUGUUAUAAAUCUCCACCUUUGACCAGUCCCAACCAGUACAUGGGGAUAUGCAUGAAGAAUGUGAAUUGUCAAAAAAAGAAGAAGAAUGUGAAAGUGAAAAUGGAGAUUCAUAGUCAAAAAGGACUUAUUGAUCUGUUUUUAUCCACACUUAUCUUAUCGCUUUUGAAGACAUGGAUUUAACCUCUGGAUUCUUAUGGGUUACUUUUAUGCUGCCUUUGUGUGCUUUUUGGAACUUCAGAGUUCUGGUCACCAUUCACUUGCAUUGUAUGGACCAACAGAGCUGAAAUAUAUUUCUAAAAAUCUUUAUUUGUGUUCUGGUGAAGAAAGAAAGUCAAACACAUCUGGGAUGGCAUUAGGAUGAGUAAAUGAUGAGAUAAUUUUCAUUUUUGGGUGAACUAUCCCUUUAAAAAAGCAUGAGCACAGUGUAUAUCACAUUCACAAAAUGUUACUGUGCCUUUGGUAAAUCAAUACAGCCAUACAAUGGAGUUGGUCUACAGUGCGCACACACACACACACACACACACACACACACACACACACACACACACACACACACACACACACACACACACACACACACACACACACACACACACACACACUCGUUGUGUUUCCAUGUUUUAUGGGGACUUUCCAUAGACAGAAUGGUUUUUAUACUGUACAAACUUGAUAUUCUAUCCCCUAAACCUAACCCUACCCCUAAACCUAACCCUCACAGAAAACUUUCUGCAUUUUUACAUUUUCAAAAAACAUAAUUUAGUAUGAUUUAUAAGCUGUUUUCCUCAUGGGGACCGACAAAAUGUCCCCACAAGGUCAAAAAUUUCGGGUUUUACUAUCCUUAUGGGGACAUUUGGUCCCCACAAAGUGAUAAAUACACGCUCACACACACACACACACACACACACACACACACACACACACACACACACACACACACACACACACACACACACACACAAUCUAUACACAGCAUUAACAUGGAUGGGAAUGUACAACUGAAACAAUUUUCACUUUAACCAAGCCAAAACACAACAGGAUGUCGCAAAACACCCGUACCCUGAAACCUUCCAGUAGCUAUCAUCUUUAUCCUAAUGUAUCCGACACGAAAGAACAUUAUAGAAUAAAAUGUACCUGUGUACAAUAAAUUCUGGUUUCGCAAUCUCCUGUGCAUAAAUGGGGCACAUUCAUGUAAAAACUAAAAGAAGCAUGUAAUCGUCUGUUUCUAAUGAAGUCUUUGAAAAAUAGCAAUAUUAAAAGAAUGUGGGGGUUUGUUUUGGAUUCCUUUACCACCGAUCAUUGAUUAUACUGUUAUGAAAAUGAACAAAAUAAUCUUUCCUAAGAAACAAACAAACACGUUUGUGAGUUCUUUGAUGCUUGUUAUUGUACAACCAUGAAUGGAGUUCAGGAAUGUGUGCAGUUCUUAGGUUUCACCACAAGAGAGUGACCGGAGCAUUCCUCAUCAUUUUCACUGCAGAACACAUCUAUACUCCUAACACAACUCGCAGCAAACCUAAAACAUCUUUCAAUCCUUUUCAUCCUUUGACUACAGUUGCACAGUCUGGGUAGCUCUAAAUAAAGGAAUAAAUUGGCAGAAAUUGUGUGAAUACGUACUAAAGCUGUUGACAGGCCAUACGUAAUCUUAUAGCAGCGUUAAACAUUGUUCCUAAAAUAAACCGCUAGAGCACUUUCUAUGAAGCAUGUGUAUUAUAAAGGCAUUUAAAUUGCAUUCAUUAUGCCAUAUUA
Molecule: messenger RNA, 9075 nt
Organism: Xyrauchen texanus (razorback sucker)
Lineage: Eukaryota; Metazoa; Chordata; Actinopteri; Cypriniformes; Catostomidae
Product: WD repeat-containing protein 41-like
Exons: 13
Coding region: 449-1801 (450 amino acids)
Biological process (GO): regulation of autophagy
Cellular component (GO): lysosomal membrane
Molecular function (GO): protein binding
Source: RefSeq, a predicted model, not a curated record